AUGAACAACGGCGAGCAAAGACGCUUAAAUGGAGAGGCAGAGGAAGACGAAGACGAAGACGAUGCAAACAAUGGAGGCCUCGCUGCUUGGGAACGAGCCUACGCUGAUGAGAGGUCAUGGGAGUCACUGCAAGAGGACGAGUCUGGGCUUCUUCAGCCCAUUGACAACCAGAGCCUUAAACAUGCUCAGUACCGUCGUCGCCUUCGUGCUGCCUCCACUGCUCGAAUUCAAAAGGGUCUUAUUCGUUAUCUUUACAUUGUUAUCGACCUCUCUAAGGCUGCUGCGGAAAUGGAUUUUCGACCAAGCCGAAUGGGUGUGGUUGCAAAACAUGUUGAGGCUUUCAUUAGAGAGUUUUUUUACCAGAAUCCGCUUAGUCAAGUUGGCCUGGUGACUAUAAAAGACGGUGUUGCUCAUUGCUUAACCGAUCUUGGUGGCAGUCCCAAUUCUCAUGUUAAAGCUUUGAUGGGUAAGCUGGAAUGCUCAGGUGACUCGUCCCUACAGAACGCAUUGGAUCUUGUACAUGGGUAUCUGGAACAGAUUCCAUCAUAUGGUCAUAGAGAAGUUCUGAUCUUAUAUUCAGCUCUCAGUACCUGUGAUCCAGGAGAUAUAAUGGAAACUAUCCAGAAAUGUAAGAAAUCCAAAAUUAGGUGCUCAGUUAUUGGUCUCUCAGCAGAAAUUUUCAUAUGCAAACAUCUAUGCCAGGAAACUGGUGGCUUGUACUAUAUUGCAUUGGAUGAGCCACACUUAAGAGAGUUAAUCUUGGAACAUGCACCUCCACCACCAGCAAUAGCAGAAUUUGCAAUUGCUAAUUUGAUAAAGAUGGGCUUCCCACAAAGAGCGGCAGAGGGCUCUGUGGCAAUUUGUUCAUGUCACAAGGAGGCAAAGGUUGGAGGUGGAUACACUUGUCCAAGGUGCAAGGCACGUGUAUGUGACCUACCUACUGAAUGUCGCAUUUGUGGGUUGACGCUCAUUUCUUCUCCUCAUUUGGCAAGGUCUUAUCAUCAUCUUUUCCCCAUCGUGCCAUUUGAUGAGGUCUCUCCAUCACUACUAAUUGAUCAACAAAACAAGUUUCCUAGAGCUUGUUUUGGCUGCCAACAAAGUCUUCUCAAUCCCGGUGGCAUCACUUCCCUGGCUUACUUCCUUUUCACUGUUUAUGACACAGGAAACAAACCCAGCCUUCGUGUUGCUUGUCCAAAAUGCAAACAGCACUUCUGCCUUGAUUGUGACAUUUAUAUUCAUGAAAGCUUGCAUAACUGCCCAGGUUGUGAGAGCGCUAGGCAUUCCAAGAUACCAAAUGCUAACAAAGGAUGA
Prunus armeniaca (apricot) is the source of this 1311-nucleotide messenger RNA. NCBI's taxonomy places the organism in Eukaryota, Viridiplantae, Streptophyta, Magnoliopsida, Rosales, Rosaceae. The record is from the annotation of a GenBank genome assembly.